Molecule: messenger RNA, 1588 nt
Organism: Rhopalosiphum maidis (corn leaf aphid)
Lineage: Eukaryota; Metazoa; Arthropoda; Insecta; Hemiptera; Aphididae
Product: E3 ubiquitin-protein ligase rnf146-like
Exons: 5
Coding region: 283-1077 (264 amino acids)
Biological process (GO): ubiquitin-dependent protein catabolic process; Wnt signaling pathway
Cellular component (GO): cytoplasm; nucleus
Molecular function (GO): zinc ion binding; poly-ADP-D-ribose binding; ubiquitin protein ligase activity
Source: RefSeq, a predicted model, not a curated record
ACCCACUCACAUUCGGUUACGGUUCUAAGAUCUGUGUUAACGAUCGUCGAUUAUCACACACAAACGGUUUCCACUUUCUACAACAAUAUUAAUAAUAUUGUCUGUGUACUGUGUAGUUUUGUUGACAAUUUCAUGUUUUACUUUAUCGAUUUGGGAGCAGUUACCAGCCGACCUUAGACGGCCCAUAAUCCAGAUGUCAGUACACCUUGUUAACUAUUAAAGUCAAUACAUCCAACGUUCGUCGAGUACGUCGAACGUAGCAGUUUCUGCCGUUUCUGAAAUAUGGCCGAAUCUCUGAAACGUCUUGAGGACGUGAUCGCGGACGACGAGAAUUCAUCUGAGGAGAAUGGACACGAUUCUGAAUCGUCAGAAGAUCCUCGACCAUCGUCUGCCGAUUCUGCCUUAACAACAAAUUCUGACGAUGAUGUAAAGCCAACACCUAGACCUAAAAAGAAAUUUACUUCAAAGAAAUCCAAGAAAAAUGAAGACGCAUCUUCGUCUGUUGCUUCUGCCUUGGCAACAAGCUCCAAUGCUGAUUUUAUUGAAGAGGAUUCAACAUCAGAAACGAAAAAGAAAUCUAUUUCGAUAAAAUCCAAGAAAAAUGAUGACACACCGGCCAAGUCAAAGAGCGACUUUAACGAGUGUCCUGUAUGUUUGGGACCGGUCGUAUUCCCAGUCCGUACUCCAUGUGGUCAUGUCUUUUGUUUUCUAUGUGUGAAAGGAGCAGCACGACAAGCUAACAGGUGUCCAAUGUGUCGUCAGCAUAUACCUAUAGAUUUUGACAAAAAUCCUAUUAUUCUUGAACGCCAAGAAGUAGAAACAUUUGAUGAUGGUUACCAAUGGUUUUAUGAAGGCAAAAAUGGCUGGUGGCAAUAUGAUAAGAGAACUUCUGAAGAAAUUGAACAUCGCUACAAACUCAAUGUUACAAAAUUUGAUGUACUAAUUUGUGGCAUCAUGUAUACAAUUGAUCUCAACCGCAAUGUGCAAUACAACAGAGAAAAUCCAACAAGGAGAAGGAAAGUGAAACGAGAAAAUGCCAAUAACAUUGCUGUGAAGGGAAUUGCUGGUGUUCAUUAAUUUCACGUAUUUUCUCAUUUCCAUUUACAUAAUAUUAUAUUUAUUGUUCUUUAUUCGUGCAUGACACUAAUAUAAUUAUGAAUGGAAAUUUAAGUGUCUACUUUAUGUACUUAGUAAUGUUAAAUUUAUUAUUAACAUACUUCAUACAUUCAUUUCAUAGCAAAUUUUGCUAAUUCAUAAAUGUUGUCAAUUUUAUUCUCAUUAUUUAUAUUAAGAUCUGGAUACCAAUAACCUUUAAAGAUAUUUUAAAAAUUAUGGUUAACUGAGAAUUUAUUUUAAUAAAUACAAUAAAUACAUUAAAAAAAUGUAAUGUUUAUUUUUGUUUUCUUUUAUCAAAGAAAAAACAAAUAUGUAUAUUUAAGCUGAAAUUAUCAAAUUGUAAACAAUAUACUUUACAUUAUAAACUAGUCUUUUUAUUCACAUUUUAUUGGUAUCCAGAACCUCUAAGAGUUUUAAGAUUUGUUUUAAGAAUUUUAAAAUAUAUAUAUAUUUGUUUUUUUUUUUUAUAUGA